AUGUCCAAACGCGACCCAGACGCUCCCCCCUCCUACAGCGAGGCCAUCUUCUCGUCCCCGUCGUCGUCGUCGUCGUCUCCUUCCUCGUCCUCCCCAUCUCCAGCAGCAACCGUCUCAGCGCACCUCGCCACGCUAGCCGCCCGCCUCCGCACCCGCCACCCCGUCAUCGACACGCACGAACGAGACCUCACCACCCUCCUCAUCCCCGACGUCGAAGCCCACCUCGCCGCCCUGCACGCGGCGCCCCGUCGCGGCGCCCCACCGCACCGCGCCGGCCAGUUGACCCUCGUGCCCGCCGCCGCCGUCCCGCCGUCGUGGCACCCGAGCGAGAAGGCCGACGCGCCCGACGAGCUCUGGCAGACGGUGCGCGUGCGGGACGGCAAGGGUGUUGUCGGUGAUUCGUCGUCCGACGACGGUGACGCGCCGCCGGCCGCCGCGUCGGCUUCGACGCGCGAGUUUGACGAGUGGGGCGAUGGGAGGAUGGCGGCGGCGACGGCGGGGCGGCGGCGGCGGCGGCGAAGAAGGGCUGGUGGUGGUGGAGGGACGAGGCGCUGCCCAUGA
This is a messenger RNA of Verticillium alfalfae VaMs.102, 561 nucleotides long. RefSeq lists its product with no specific name. The record is from RefSeq and is a predicted model, not a curated record. Lineage: Eukaryota; Fungi; Ascomycota; Sordariomycetes; Glomerellales; Plectosphaerellaceae. Bases 1 to 561 code for a protein of 186 amino acids. The transcript has a single exon.